Molecule: messenger RNA, 990 nt
Organism: Cynocephalus volans (Philippine flying lemur)
Lineage: Eukaryota; Metazoa; Chordata; Mammalia; Dermoptera; Cynocephalidae
Product: olfactory receptor 4Q3-like
Exons: 1
Coding region: 43-990 (315 amino acids)
Biological process (GO): G protein-coupled receptor signaling pathway
Cellular component (GO): plasma membrane
Molecular function (GO): G protein-coupled receptor activity; olfactory receptor activity
Source: RefSeq, a predicted model, not a curated record
CAAUUUAAUUCUUUGUCUAGGUCACUUGGUAUUCUCAGCUUGAUGAAAACAAAAAAUGAUUCAAAGGUGACAGAAUUUGUUCUUCUGGGCCUGUCAUCCUCCUGGGAGCUGCAGCUAUUUCUCUUCUUAAUAUUUUUGUUGUUUUACAUGGCUAUUAUCCUGGGAAACCUCUUGAUAGUGGUAACAGUGCGAGCUGAUGUUCACCUGCUCCAGUCUCCUAUGUACUAUUUUUUGGGCCAUCUCUCCAUCAUUGACCUGUGCCUGAGCUGUGUUACCAUGCCUAAAAUGUUAUGGGAUUUUCUACUGCAGGGCAAAACCAUAUCCUUUUCAGGAUGCCUGGCUCAGAUCUACUUCCUCCACUUCCUAGGAGCUAGUGAGAUGUUUCUGCUGACAGUCAUGGCCUAUGAUAGGUAUGUUGCCAUAUGCAACCCUUUGCACUACCUGACAGUCAUGAACUGCCAGCUAUGCCUUCAGUUGGUUUUCGCCUGUUGGAGUGGGGGUGUCAUCCACUCUAUCACACAGGUCGUUCUGGUCCUCCAGCUACCUUUCUGUGGCCCCAACGAACUAGACAACUUCUACUGUGAUGUCCCACAGGUUAUCAAGUUGGCCUGCAUGGACACCUAUGUGGUAGAGGUGCUGAUGGUCUCCAACAGCGGUCUGCUGUCUCUCAUCUGCUUUUUGGUCUUGCUAUUCUCUUAUGUUAUCAUCCUGACCACCCUGAGAACUCGUUUUCGCCAAGGCCAGAGCAAGGCACUCUCUACCUGUGCCUCCCAUCUAACAGUGGUCAGCCUGAUUUUUGUGCCGUGUAUAUUCAUCUAUUUGAGACCUUUCUGCAGCUUCUCUGUGGAUAAGGUAUUCUCCGUAUUUUACACAGUGAUCACACCUAUGUUGAACCCCCUCAUCUACACACUCAGAAAUGCUGAUAUGCACAUAGCUAUGAAGAAACUGAGAAAAAAGCAUGUGGCAUUCUGUUGCUUUAUUAGAGGAUGA